GACGAUCCCUCAAUCUGCUCUCCAUCCUCCCAUGGAAGUGAGCGUCCCAUCUCCAUGACACACCACGUGUUCUUUUUGCUCUUCUGCAUCCUGAGAGCGGCUCUCGCUAACUCCUUCGAUUCGCUGGAAUUCAAAGAGCGACAGAAUGCGGGAGGACCCUGGUUCUCAGAGGGAGCUGUGAAUCUGACAGUUGCCGAAGGAAGGACGGCUACACUUCCAUGCGUGGUAGAAAAUAUUGGUAACUACAAACUUGUGUGGAUCCACAAAGACAGGCACAUCUUACUGACUCUGCAUGAUCAGGUGAUCACGCGGAAUCCCCGCAUCUCCAUUAAUCACAACAAUUUCAGAACCUGGUGGUUGGAGAUCAGGGACGUCAAGCUGGAGGACAGUGGGCAGUACAUGUGCCAGAUCAACACUGCCCCCAUGAUAAGUCAGACUCGCUACUUAGAAGUGGUUGUGCCUCCAUCUAUUGUCGAACUUAACACGAGUUCAGAUCUGAAUGUGAGAGAGGGUGCCGAUGUCAAUCUUCAAUGUCAAGCAUCCGGAUCACCAAAACCAAUCAUCAAAUGGCGAAGAGAAGAGGAGAAAGACAUCAUACUGGGACCAAAACGAGUGAAGACUGUAGAAGGAGAGUACCUGAAGCUGAAGAGGACCAGCAGACUAAGCAUGGGAGCAUACCUGUGCAUUGCCACUAAUGGCGUACUGCCCUCCGUCAGCAAGAGGAUCAUGCUCAACGUCCUCUUUGCUCCAAUGAUACUGAUUCCCAGCCAGCUGAUUGGUGCAAAUAUAGGUGAGGACGUCACUCUGGUGUGCAACCUGGAAUCCCACCCGAGGUCUGUGACUUAUUGGGUGAUCAGUGGUGGAAUAGUCAUCAUCACCAAUAACAAAUACCGCGUGAUGACAGAACCAUCUGACUCACCUGCAUCCUACAAAGUGAAACUGAAGCUCCUCAUCAGGGAUCUUAGACCCCAAGAUUUUGGAUCCUACACCUGUGUGGCCAAGAACUCUCUGGGGGAAACAGAGGGUGCCAUUUCACUCUAUGCCAAACCAAGUGAGGGAACAACGAACUCAGAAGAAGAGUAUCAAGUGUAUGACAAAAGUGAAAUUUCAACUCCUAUUGAAACACUUAAAGAAGUUUCCAAACCAAUAGCUGACAACAUUAAGCUGGGAAUGCCCAGUGUACCAUUUAAACCCAUUUCAGAAAGAAAAGAAAGAAGAGACGAAAACGAACGGCAAAUGAUAGCAACGAAUACACUUCAAAAAGAUAUUCUUCAAAAAAUAGACGUGUCUGCUUCACACAUCGACAGUGUCCACUCCUCCCCGCUCUUUGUCCUCUUCCUCCUCUCCUCAUAUCUCCUCCUAAUGAUGUUCUCCGAAUGAAUUCCAAUCAGCAGCACUCUUCAUUACUUUUCAACGCCGCUUCACUACUUUUUUUCUUCCUGAUGUUGUUCUGCUCUAACAUUUGUGUGUUGGACAUCUGUGUAUAUAUGAUUAUCUGUCCAAUAAUGUGAAAUAUGAAGAACAAUAAAAGUGUUACAUU
Messenger RNA from Parasteatoda tepidariorum (common house spider), 1540 nucleotides. RefSeq names its product neurotrimin. Lineage: Eukaryota; Metazoa; Arthropoda; Arachnida; Araneae; Theridiidae. Gene Ontology annotation, cellular component: neuron projection. The record is from RefSeq and is a predicted model, not a curated record.